GUGCGCGGGGGCGGGCGAGGCAGCAGCGCGCCGGAUCCGCGGCGCUGCGCGAUGCUGCUGCUGCUGCUGCUGCUGCCGGCGCAGCCCUGAGCGCCCGGCUCGGCUCGGUUCGGCUCGGCCCGGCCCGGUGCGGGCACGGGGGGCGGCGGCCGCGCCCCCGGAGCGGAGACAAAGCCGGGACCGAGCCCUGGAGGAGAGCGGUGGGACCGGCCCCGCUGCGCGCACAAACGGGAGGCUGCGGCAGGAGCUGAGCUGACUUUGCCUCCUCACCCCGCGGCGUGGCUGUAGCUGGAAAGCUCUGCCCGGGACCAUGGGGAGCAGCAAGAGCAAACCCAAAGACCCCAGCCAGCGCCGGCGCAGCCUGGAGCCCGCAGACAGCACCCACCACGGGGGUUUCCCAGCCUCGCAGACCCCCAGCAAGGCGCCCGCUCCCGACGCCCAUCGCACCCCCAGCCGCUCCUUCGGGACCGUGGCUGCCGAGUCCAAGCUCUUUGGAGGCUUCAACAGCUCCGACACCGUCACGUCGCCGCAGCGCGCCGGGGCGCUGGCUGGUGGAGUCACCACCUUCGUGGCCCUCUAUGACUACGAGUCCCGGACUGAAACCGACUUGUCCUUCAAGAAAGGAGAGCGCCUGCAAAUCGUCAACAACACGAGAAAAGUGGACGUCAGGGAAGGUGACUGGUGGCUGGCUCAUUCCCUCACUACAGGACAGACGGGCUACAUCCCCAGUAACUAUGUCGCACCCUCAGACUCCAUCCAGGCUGAAGAGUGGUAUUUUGGGAAGAUCACUCGCCGGGAGUCCGAGCGGCUGCUGCUUAACCCUGAAAACCCCCGAGGGACCUUCCUGGUCCGGGAGAGUGAGACCACAAAAGGUGCCUACUGCCUCUCAGUCUCGGACUUCGACAACGCCAAGGGGCUCAACGUCAAGCACUACAAGAUCCGCAAGCUGGACAGCGGCGGCUUCUACAUCACCUCCCGCACCCAGUUCAACAGCCUGCAGCAGCUGGUGGCCUACUACUCCAAACACGCUGACGGUUUGUGCCACCGUCUCACCAACGUCUGCCCCACAUCCAAGCCCCAGACCCAAGGCCUUGCCAAGGAUGCCUGGGAAAUCCCCCGGGAAUCACUGCGGCUGGAGGUCAAGCUGGGACAGGGCUGCUUCGGAGAGGUGUGGAUGGGGACCUGGAAUGGCACCACCCGGGUGGCCAUCAAGACGCUGAAGCCUGGCACCAUGUCCCCAGAGGCCUUCCUGCAGGAGGCCCAGGUCAUGAAGAAGCUCCGGCACGAGAAGCUGGUCCAGCUCUACGCUGUGGUUUCGGAGGAGCCCAUUUACAUUGUCACUGAGUACAUGAGCAAGGGGAGCCUCCUGGACUUCCUGAAGGGAGAGAUGGGAAAGUACCUGCGGCUGCCCCAGCUCGUGGAUAUGGCGGCUCAGAUCGCAUCUGGCAUGGCCUAUGUGGAGAGGAUGAACUACGUCCACCGGGACCUCCGGGCAGCCAACAUCCUGGUGGGGGAGAACCUGGUGUGCAAAGUGGCAGAUUUUGGCUUGGCACGCCUCAUCGAGGACAACGAGUACACUGCUCGGCAAGGUGCCAAGUUCCCCAUCAAGUGGACGGCCCCUGAAGCUGCCCUGUAUGGCAGGUUUACCAUCAAGUCAGAUGUCUGGUCCUUUGGCAUCCUCCUGACCGAGCUGACCACCAAGGGCAGAGUGCCCUACCCAGGGAUGGUGAACCGGGAGGUGCUGGACCAGGUGGAGCGGGGCUACCGCAUGCCCUGCCCGCCCGAGUGCCCCGAGUCCCUGCACGACCUCAUGUGCCAGUGCUGGCGGAAAGACCCGGAGGAGAGACCCACCUUCGAGUACCUACAGGCUUUCCUGGAGGACUACUUCACCUCGACAGAGCCCCAGUACCAGCCUGGAGAGAACCUAUAGACCCGGAGCUGCUCCUGGCACCAGGGACGUUGCCGUCCUUGCCGUGGGGCGCCGAGGGCUGGCCUCCCUGCCGAGGGGCUGGUUUUUGUGAGGCAGCCCCAGAGUGGGAUGGGGCAUCGCCUCCAGAUGUGGCCACGGGAGGUGCUGGGUCCCUCUGUCAAUCAUUAAGACUUCUGGCCUGUUUCUAACCAAGCAGUGCCAUCCCACGGGCAGGAGGAGCCUGUGGGCACCAGCAGAGCUGGCUUGGGAGGGCGAGCAGAUCAUCUUCCACUGAGAGACUUGGCUUUUGGGAGACCUUUCCCCCCGGAAGCUCUGGGGUGAGCCCAGAGGCAUUGAGGAACAGCAUCACCCCACCUCGGACGUGCGGCCUCGAUUUCCUGCACCCCCUUUUGAAAUCAGCACAAAAGUCCCUGCCCUUUUGCCCUCCCCACCAUCCCUGCCUUGGCUCCGAUUCCCUGAGGGUGCUGGCAGAGACCUGUCACCCUGGGGAAGGCACAACCCCGGGCUGGUUUGGACAGGGUGGAUGUGGUGGUGCCAGCGUGGGUGGCAGUGGGAUGCCAGCAGUCCCCCUUCCUCGGGUGUCCCCCUGCCCUUGUGGCAGGGCUCUGUGGCUGAGCUGUGCUAGCAGGCACCAGAAGCGUGAAACGUGGCUGCUCGUGGCUCCGGUGACUGUCCCGUGGGAACACUUGGGUGCACGUUCCAGUCUCCCAUCUGCAUCUGUCCCCCCCAGGGGACCCAUCUCGUCUCUCCUGGGAGCAGCACGGGGGGUGCUGGCUGGCAGAGCCCUCGCCCUGUCUGUGGCCAGCCCCACUGCCCUGGCUGCACCUUCUCCCAACAAGUGCUCCUGGUCUUCCAGCUGCCCCUCGGGAAGCACCACAGCCCCCCGGGAAGCACCACAGCCCCCUAACCACCCUCCCCAGCUCCCACCAGCAGGGUCCUCCUGCCUGGCGCUGCCACCAAACCUGGUGCUGCCACAGGGCUCGGUGCGUGGCACGAGUGGUAGUUCGUGGUGUGGGAGUGUUUUUGGGGGGAAAUAAUUCAUCUUUCACUGA
This is a messenger RNA of Apus apus (common swift), 2982 nucleotides long. RefSeq names its product SRC proto-oncogene, non-receptor tyrosine kinase (gene SRC). Gene Ontology annotation, biological process: negative regulation of intrinsic apoptotic signaling pathway; cell adhesion; negative regulation of extrinsic apoptotic signaling pathway. Gene Ontology annotation, molecular function: growth factor receptor binding; non-membrane spanning protein tyrosine kinase activity; ATP binding. Lineage: Eukaryota; Metazoa; Chordata; Aves; Apodiformes; Apodidae. The record is from RefSeq and is a predicted model, not a curated record. Gene Ontology annotation, cellular component: extrinsic component of cytoplasmic side of plasma membrane. The transcript has 14 exons. Bases 311 to 1930 code for a protein of 539 amino acids.